AUGCACAAAGACAUCAAGCUUUGGUGCAAAACAUGCCUAGACUGUCAGGCAUCCAAGAUAUCCCGACAUGUCAAAAACAACCCCGCACCUUUCGUUGCACAAGACGGCCGUUUUCAACAUGUCUACCUGGACCUUGUCGGCGAGCUCAAACCGUUAGAAAGCUUCAUCUACUGCCUGACAAUGAUCGAUCGAUUUUCGCGCUGGACGGAAGCGGUACCAAACCGCGACAAAUCGGCGCAAACAGUCAGCCGAGCCUUUUACGACCACUGGAUGUCCAGAUUCGGAGACCCCGAGGUAGUUACAACUGACCAAAGUUCAGAAUUCGAGGCACGGCUCAACAAAGCACUCCUUUCACUAAUCGGCUGUCGACGCAUCCGUACUACGGCCUGGCACUCCAAAGGGAAUGGCAUGAUCGAAUGUUGGCACCUCACCGUUAAAGCGGUCAUUAUGUGCCACAAUGACGAGAAUUGGGUCCGAACACGCUUGUCUAUUCUCCUCGGGCUGCGCAACCACGUCCGCGAAGAAACAGGUGCCUCCCCAGCAGAACACGUAUACGGCACCGUACUAUGCGUUCCCGGCGAAUUCUUCCUCGAAGGUGAAUUUACCCCCGAUCCGCAGAUAUUCCUCGAGGAGUUCCGCGAACACAUGCACAAUGUGAGACCGAUACCAGUCGCACAUAAGCACAAGUUCCGUGCGUUCUUUUUCAAAGACCUGCAUACUUGCACGCAUGCCUGGCUGCUCACCGCGGCAGUCAAGAAGCCCCUCGAACGCCCUUACACCGGUUCACAUAAAAUCCUUGAGCGCAUCAACGAUUUAAACUAUAAAAUUGAGGUGAAGGGCACUCCCAAGGUCGUGUCAACGGAGUUGCUGAAGCUGGCACACUACCUCGCCAAAUCCAAUAGUGCACCGACACUUGCGUCCUCACAGCGGACUACUGCCAACACCGUACUUCCCGCUAUCGAUUUGCACAUCACCCGCUCGUUGUUAGUGUAA
This is a messenger RNA of Phymastichus coffea, 993 nucleotides long. RefSeq lists its product as uncharacterized. Gene Ontology annotation, biological process: DNA integration. The transcript has a single exon. The record is from RefSeq and is a predicted model, not a curated record. Bases 1 to 993 code for a protein of 330 amino acids. Gene Ontology annotation, molecular function: nucleic acid binding. NCBI's taxonomy places the organism in Eukaryota, Metazoa, Arthropoda, Insecta, Hymenoptera, Eulophidae.